Cyphellophora europaea CBS 101466 is the source of this 885-nucleotide messenger RNA. RefSeq lists its product as uncharacterized. The record is from RefSeq and is a predicted model, not a curated record. Lineage: Eukaryota; Fungi; Ascomycota; Eurotiomycetes; Chaetothyriales; Cyphellophoraceae. Bases 1 to 885 code for a protein of 294 amino acids. The transcript is spliced from 5 exons.
AUGAAGUCCUUCAUUGCUGCCGCGGCCUUUGUUGGCUCUGCUCUCGCUCAGAGCCUUUCAGAUCUCCCUCAAUGCGGUCAAACUUGCAUCAACAACAUGCUUGCUGAGGCUGGUAACCUUGGUUGCCCUCCUGUCAACGGCCAGCCCGACGCCGUCUGCCUCUGCGCCAACGCCAACUUUGGCUAUGGUGUUCGCGACUGCACCCGCGCCGUCUGCCCUGCCGAUGCCGUCAAUGGGGUCAUCGACUACGGUCUCCAAUACUGUGCUGGUGCUGCUAGCAGUGCCUCUGGUUCUGCUUCUGGCUCCGCCCUGUCCGCUACCGAGGCCUUGACUGCCACCGGCUCCCUUGGCGGAGCUGCUGGUGGUAUGGUCACCACCAUUGUCUCGGACGGCAGCACCAUAGUCAGCACUAUUACCGGCGCUGCUGGAGGUAUGGUCACCACCAUUGUCUCGGACGGCAGCACCAUGGUCAGCACCAUCACCGACGGCGCCGGUGCCGCUGGCGCAAUCGUGACCACCAUUGUUAGUGAUGGAAGCACUCAAGUCAGCACCCUCACCGGUUCCGCUGCUUCAGCUGCUGCCUCUGCCACCGAAUCGGGCGGUUCUGCUGCUUCUUCUGCCACCGAGUCGGCCGGUUCUGCUGCAUCUGGUGCAUCCGAGUCUGCUUCGUCUGGCCUCUCGUCCGCUUCCGAAUCUGCCUCGUCCGAAGCUGGUGCCGCCUCUUCUUCAGCAUCUGGUGCCGCCUCAAGUGCCAGUGAGAGUGCCGGUUCCGCGGCUAGCAGCGCUACCGGUAGCGAGAGCAGCGGCAACUUUGCGCCUAUGGCUACUGUUGCCACCCAUGGCCUUGCUGGUGUCGCUGGUCUGGCUGCCAUCAUGCUCCUGUAA